Messenger RNA from Pelodiscus sinensis (Chinese soft-shelled turtle), 6434 nucleotides. Lineage: Eukaryota; Metazoa; Chordata; Testudines; Trionychidae. The record is from RefSeq and is a predicted model, not a curated record.
GAUUUUCAGGAUCACACCCAGUGCUGACAUCUUUUGUAGUUGUCCUGUUGCAGAGAAAGUUAGCAAGUCAGCUGAGAAGGCUAUUCGAGACAUGGUAAAAGGAUGGUUGGUGAUGUGACAAGUGCUGUGCGAAAGGUAAAGGCACAGGAUUUGCAAAGUGCUGUGGCAUUCCUUGUGGAGAGGCCAGCUGCUUUAAAGGAAUUAUACAACUCAGAAAUCCCAAGAUCAGGACAGAAGGGGAAGAUGAAGAUCUUGUUCUUCCUGCUCAUACUAACAAUGAUGCCACUUCCUACAUCUUCCGCCCGCAAGGCAAGGCGGCAGGCUGAUUUCUGGGGGGGCUGGGGAGAAUGGAGUGAGUGCAGUCGGAGCUGUGGUGGGGGCAUCAGUUUUCGACAGCGGCGCUGCUACUCACAAAGGGCAGAUGGUGGGUCUAACUGUAUUGGACCAACUCGGAACUAUCGCUUGUGCAGUAUUCAGAGCUGCUCUGGGGGCUCCAGGGACUUCCGAGCAGAGCAAUGUGCCGAGUUUGAUGGGACAGAAUUCCAAGGAAAGAGAUACAAGUGGCUACCUUAUUAUGGAGCUCCCAAUAAAUGUGAGUUAAACUGUAUUCCCAAGGGGGAGAACUUCUACUAUAGGCAUAAGGCAGCAGUGGCUGAUGGGACGCCCUGUGAGCCAGGCAAACGGGACGUCUGUGUCGAGGGAGUUUGCCAAGCUGUCGGCUGUGACAACAUGCUCAGUUCUGCAAAGAAGGAAGACAAGUGCCUGCAGUGUGGAGGGGAUGGCAGGGCCUGCUACGAAGUGAAGGGCAUUUUUGAUGUGCUCAACCUUCCCAAAGGUUACAAUCAAAUCUUCAUCAUUCCCAUGGGAGCCACAAGCCUCCGCAUUAAGGAAGUUAUGCCCAGCAGGAACUUCCUGGCCGUUAAGAAUGUGCAGGGGGAGUACUAUCUGAAUGGGCACUGGACGAUUGAUUUCAGCCGAGACCUGCACAUCGCUAGCACAGUUGUGCACUACGAUCGAGGUUCUGAAGGGGACUUGGCCCCUGAGCAGCUUCACUCCAGGGGUCCCACCACCGAGCCCUUAGUCAUUGAGCUCAUCAGCCAGGAGCCAAACCAGGGGGUGCAGUAUGAAUACUACCUGCCUUUGCAAGGGCACAGCUCAGGCUACAGCUGGAGCUACGGCUCCUGGAGUGACUGCAGCUCUGAGUGCGGUGGAGGUUACCAAUCACGGCUGGUAUUCUGCACCAUAGACAAUGAAGCUUAUCCAGAUUAUAUGUGCAGAGACAAAUCAAAGCCAGCCAGUAACCAAACAUGUGGUCUUCAGGCCUGUCCCCAGACAAAACGCUGGAAAACUGGGGAAUGGGGAGCCUGCUCAGCCACCUGCGGGGGAGGCACCCAGACUCGCUCAGUUUACUGCAUGUCAUACAAUGGACAAGGCUCCCCGGGGUUGGUGGAUGAUGCCAAGUGCGAGGCCUUUUCGGAGGCACCCCGCAGCACACAGCCCUGCAACAUGAGACAGUGCGCGACAUGGAGCACAGGGCCCUGGUCAGAGUGCUCGGCUAGCUGUGGAGAGGGUGUUCAGACCCGGACUGUCACCUGCAGAACUGAGUUGGGCUCUCAGACUCAAGACUUUGCCUGCCUGACAGAGCCUAAACCACCCCCCAGCCAGCCUUGUCUCAAGGAGAAUUGCAUCCAGAAGAUUGGCUGGCACAUUGGAGGAUGGGGCCUGUGUUCAAAGAGCUGCGACUCGGGUGUCCGAAUGCGCCAGGUCAUCUGUGCUGAUGGCGAUUCCAAAUUCUACCCCCGUGAAACAUGUGAGAGCAGCCAGCUGCAAGCCCCUGCCACGCUGGGAAGCUGCAACACUCAGCCCUGCUUCCUGCCGCAGCAGGACCCCAGUAUGCAGGACACCACAGGCUAUGACAUCAGCCGAUGGUCCUCACUGACCCGCUACUACCCGGACAAUGCUACUACAGUAUAUAAUGAUGAAAGAACAAUCCAAGGUAGCUCCAGACACCGCCAGCUCCAUUCCCGUGAAGACCAUAGUUCCAACUUCUUGCCUCUUCGCAUGGAAUCCCACUCAAGCUCUUCAGGAUCCCAGCAGUUCAACUCCCAUCAAGAUAUCACCACACGCACUGGCCUUCGGGACUGCAGCCAGAGCCCGCAUGGCUGCUGCUCAGAUGGUCACACUCCAGCUUCUGGCCCCUUUGGGCAAGGCUGCCCUUUCAGCACUUGCCAUCAGAGCAGGUAUGGAUGCUGCCCUGAUGGAAUAUCAGCUGCCCAGGGCCCCAACAACAGGGGUUGCCCACAAUCUUACAGUGAUGGGCAUGUGAGCAGAAACAGGCCUGCCGCGGCCUCCCCAACAGCAAGUCAAGCUUUGACCCUGCAGAACCCGUCCGAUGAGUGCCGGGGUUCUAUGUAUGGCUGCUGCUAUGACAACAUUGCUUCAGCUUCAGGACCUCAAGGGGAAGGAUGCCUCAACAGACCCAGCCAGCCUUAUCCUGUCAAGUGUCUGCUGCCCAGUGCCCAGGGCCCCUGCUCAGACUGGACCACUCGCUGGUACUUUGUAACUGCCGUCGGCAAGUGCAACCGGUUUUGGUACGGUAGUUGCCAUGGCAACACAAACAACUUUGCCUCAGAAGAGGAGUGCAUGAGGGCCUGCCGAGGCUCCAUGGAAACAGACAGUGUGGUGCACCAGUACCACAGGGGGACUUUGAACUUCCGCUCUGGCUCCCACCCACAAGAGGGAGAAGCCCAAGGGCAGCUGCAGUCAUCUGUAGGCAGAGAGUCCUUCCACUUUUCCCAGCCUGGGCCUGAUAGCCAUACACCAUGGCAGGGCACAGGACUGCACGCCAGGAAGGAUGGCUGGAGAAGGACCCUGAAUGUGGAUAUAGUGCCAGAAUCUUCACAGAGGACUGGCCAGAACUGGGGCUCUCAUCACUCUGCCACUCCUGGGGAAAGGAGGAUGGACCAGUCAAGCCAGCUGCAUGGGAGGGGGGAAACACUAGUGUCUGGGCACUCGGAGAGGCAGCUCACUGUUAAUGGGCAGGUGGUGCAGCAUGGACAUGAGCAAUGGCGGAGUUCCUCUGGGGCAGCCUUUCCUGGGGCGGAUGGACUUGGGCAUCAAACCUCCCCUGGUUCCACCUUGCAGCGAAACUUAUACAGAGUCAUCCUGGAAGGAGCUGAGUCCUCCGUAGUGGAGGCAGCCUUGGGACAAACCAUUCAUCUUCUCUGCAAGGCUGGUGGUUCUUCCUUCCAUAGAACUGAGUGGCAGAAAGAUGGGAAACCACUAUCAUCUGACAGGCAUACCUACCAGUCGGAUAGUUCUUUGGUGAUCAGCCGUUUCAUGGCUGAAGAUGCAGGGAUGUACACAUGCGUAACUUCCAAUGGGAAGAUGGAGAACAGACAGAUUCAGCUCCGGAUCAAAGAAGACCGUGGAUCUCCUCUGACAGAGGGUAUUAGAGGUCAGCUGUUUCCUGGUCUGAAUCACCCGCACAGAGAUCUCACCAGAGGAGUGAAUACUGUACAGUCAUCAGGUUCCUCUGUACACCAGUCAUUCAUGUACAGAUUAAGAAUGGAUCAGAAUGAGCCCUCUGUGGUGGAAGCCAACAUUGGAGAGCGAGUCAGACUGCCCUGUGGAGCAGAAGCCUCACCUGCUUUAACCAUCCAGUGGCAGAAAGAUGGGCAGCCGGUCUCCUCUUCCAGGCAUAGGCAGCAGUCGGAUGGUGCCCUGGUGAUCACUCGUGUUGACGCUGAAGACGCUGGCUUCUUCACCUGCAUUGCUUCAAAUGGACAUGGCCAGGACCAACAAUGGGUCCAGCUUCAGACUCUAGGUGAGCUGAAGAUCACAGGCCUACCACCAAGCCUCACUGUGUCUGAGGGAGAGAAUGCCCGGCUCCAGUGCAUGGUGACAGGCAACAAUGUGAAUGUAAGAUGGUCCAGGAAUGGGGUUCCCAUGCGAGCAAAUGGUCACCACAUCCACCUGUCACAGGAUGGAAGCCUGAUGAUAAAUAAUGCUGGGCCAGAGGAUGAGGGAUCCUACACAUGCAGUGCCUACAGGGGGAGCAACUCCGUCAGUGCCAGCACUGAGGUGAAAGUGAUCAAGAGGCCGCCUGAAGCUGUGGACCUGACCAGAGAGUGUGUUGACCAACCACACCUUGCCAACUGUGAACUGAUAUUACAGGCCCAGCUCUGCACUAACGAGUAUUACUCCAGCUUCUGCUGUGCCAGCUGCUCUCAGUACCAGCCCUAGGACAGCCCUUCUCGACAACAGGGAUGGAAACAGCACUAGCCCAGAUCCAAGAGAAGGCAGCCUUAGAAGAUUACUACAUAGGAGAACAGGGAUUUUGUGCUUUUUACUCCCAAAACAUACUCUAAGAGCCUCGUUCUGCUCAAGACUCAGGUGGGCUAUUUUACCAAUAUGUGAAUAUUACUCAGUGUAAUUGUUCAAAGGCAGUAGAAACUCCAGCAUCCCAAACUACUAAAUCAUAUCUCAUUUUCACACAUGCUUUGCUACAGAACACCUGCAAAGAACCCAAGAAUCCUUAGGCUUCUCUGAAGCAACUACAAGUGUGAAAGAAGGAGAGAACCACUUUAAGAACAAUAUUGGGGAGCCACAUGGAGAAAGACAACCACCAUCCAGCUAUAAUAAGGCUGCAGAAAUAGUGCAGUGGGAUGUUUCCAUCUUUGGGCAGUGUCUGUAGGCUUCUAAGGGGCACAGGACGUAAUGGGUGUUCCAGUGCCACAACAGCCUCAAUGUUUCUUUCAUCCUAACACACUUUAUGAACAGAACUGUAUGCACAGAUCAUUUCAACUGCUCAUGAAACAGAGCCAAGUAUGGGAUGAAACAGAUACUGCUUAACUGCCCACAGAAAGAGGGGCAUUUCAGGUAGGCAAGUCCCUGCGCUUUAAUCUCUGCACUUAGAAAAAUCAGGACCCUGCUUUUCUAAUUCAUCCAGCAGUACAGCACAGUCUUUGCUGAAAGCUCUGGCAUAGAUAACUUUCUACCCACAGGCUCACCAGUGCCUUAGAAUUCUGUCCUUACUUAAUUGCCCGGAGAUUACAUCUCUCUUGUUCUACAGCUCAGAGUGGAGACCUAAGUCAUUCCAUCACUCUAGUACUACAGGUAAGGAAUAAGGAGUUCCACGUACAAUAAAUGAAACAGAUACAUUCAUUAGUUCAUGUUUAACAGUGGUAUCAUCAAAUGUAUGCCCAGGACUGUGAAAGAGAAACAAUAAGUACUACUAGGGCGACAAGGUGCUUUGCUCAAGUCAAGAUAGGGUUUUGCCAACAUCCCAAAACAGAAUUAUUGCUUUCUAUGCUAGUGUGUGAUGUAUAAAGUUACUGGUUUGUAUAGUACACCUCCUUAUUCCAAUGUGCCUGCAGUAACUUGAGUGAGUUAAUCAUAUUAGUCAGCUACACCAUCAUAUAGUAUAUUCUAGCAUGUAUAAAAGUGUUACUCAGCCUUUGUUGUUUCCCCCUUGAUGUUAUACUGGGCAUUUAACAACAUAGACUAUGGACAGGCAAUGUUUUCCCUCCCAUCUGCUAACAGAAAACUGGAUUUCAUACAUCCCAAUGUCAAUGUGGGUUGUAUGCUGGGUACCUCCUGGGUUCUAACUAUGGUAAAUUAAUCAACUCUUCUAAUAAUCCAUAGUUUGCUAUUUUCUACUAAAACAAAGUAGAGCAAAAUUGUAUUAGUGUAUCCAUCACCUUUCCUUCUCCUAUGCAAGCUACUACGCAAAGUUAGCCAUGUUUUUGUUUUGCUGUAGUAGGAGGCAGCAUUGAAGUCUGCAUUCUUUUCUUUGAUCUUAGGCAAAUCCCAACCAUUUGCUGCCUCAGUAUGUCCAUUAGUGAAUCCCUGCUCCUCAGGAGUGUUUCCUUUUUGCCAAGUGCUUUACAAACAUUAGGAAUUGAACUUUGCUAAUUUAAUUCACUCAAGUUCUCAAUAUUAAGCACGAUUCCUCUCUGGUGGAUGUGCAUGUGCUCUACAGAGCACCUGUCAGGAGGAUGACACUACAGGCUAGCCCUGCCCUUUCUGAUUAUAUGCUUGCUUCAGGACAGUGCAGUGGUAAAGGAAAAUUAACAAAGCACACUUACAGUGAUCCCCAAGUUCUUGAGAAUUUACUAGUGUACUAGACAGUGCAGUUUUAAAACACAUUAAGAGUCAACCUUUGGUUAAGUUUUGUGAGAGCUACAUAACUGUAAAUGCAGUACAGGCUUUGUGAUAGGCCUCUAUGUCCAGUGGAACUUUUUUAUUAAUCAACUGGUGUCACUGCAUCUAGUUUUGACAAAAUGGAGACAGUUCCACAGCUGCCCCUUUGAAUCACACAGAGGCCGCAUUUUAAAAGAGCGGCCACCUUGGGAUUUUAAAGGGGCAGCGCUGCCCCUUUGAAGUAUCCCCUUUCUGCCUUAGUCUUUUGACUAGUCAAUAUCCCCCCUUUG